AUGGCGCUGGCGCUGGCGCGGCGGCUGCUCCGCCUUCGUCCCCACCUCGGCACGCUCCCGCUCCUAUCCUCCAACUCCUCGCACUUCCUCGGGACUCGCACCUACAUCUCUGACAUGCGCCGCUCCGCCUUGGUCGACCGCCUCCUCCGCUCCGUACGCUCCGAGAUCUCCUCCCUCAAUAACUUCGCCCCGCCACCGUCACCCCCACCCCCUACUCCAUUCACCGUCGUGGACCGCCCCGGCGAGCAGUGGGCCCGCCUGCGCCGCGUGUUCCCUGCGGCCGAGGGGGAGGAAGAGGAGGUCAGGGUGGACGCCACGUUGGUCGACGGCGCGCUUCCUCCCUCCCGCUCGGGCGCGGACACGGGCGGCCAGCCCAGGCUGCACAUCAGCGUCAAGGUCGAGGUCUCCAAGGCCGCGCGGCCUGGAGUGGUGCUCACCUUCGAGUGCUCCGCGUGGCCCGACGAGAUGGAGGUGCGGAGGGUCUUUCUCGUCCGCCGCGGCGGGCCUGCCCCAGUGCAGCAGUACGUCGGCCGCCAAUUCAGGUGA
Miscanthus lutarioriparius is the source of this 546-nucleotide messenger RNA. The record is from the annotation of a GenBank genome assembly. Lineage: Eukaryota; Viridiplantae; Streptophyta; Magnoliopsida; Poales; Poaceae.